This is a messenger RNA of Aedes albopictus (Asian tiger mosquito), 2266 nucleotides long. RefSeq lists its product as uncharacterized. The coding region runs from base 47 to 2266 and encodes 739 amino acids. NCBI's taxonomy places the organism in Eukaryota, Metazoa, Arthropoda, Insecta, Diptera, Culicidae. Gene Ontology annotation, cellular component: nucleus. The transcript has 3 exons. Gene Ontology annotation, molecular function: RNA binding. The record is from RefSeq and is a predicted model, not a curated record.
UUUUAUUGAUUCCUUUCAGGCCCGUUAUUAAACCAACAUAAGAAAGAUGAUUCGACCGCAUUUCGAUCCACCGUUGGACUACCAACAACAGCAACAGCUGCAACAACAACAACAAGCGGCUCAGCAGCAGCAAAUAUCAAAAAUCGUCAGUAGUCCACCACCAACAAUUGUCGGUACGCCGAACGGAACGACCAUGUGCGUAGCAAAACUACUUGUCGGAUUGGACCACGCUCCCAUGGCAUUCAACGUGCGACAUCGGAUUAUCGGAGAUGGUGGAACCAACUUGAACUACAUCCGCCAGGAAACCGGUGCAAAUGUUUCCCUCCGUGGCAGAGGUUCGCUCGCUAUUGAACCGCAAACUGGACACGAAGCUCCCGAGCCGUUACAAUUGUGCAUUGAGCAUCCUACGUUGGAUGGAUUGCAAAGUGCUAAACAGUUAGCCAAAAAUCUCAUCGAGACUCUUCAAGAGGAGUUAAAUCUCUUUCAAGAAAACAUUGUCCCGAAACAAAAUUUUCAAAUAAUCCAACAACCAACGCUAGUCCAAACUACUCAGGUGCCCCAAAUGCCACCGAUGAUCCGUGCUCAGCAUGUGGCGCAACCGAAUGGGAUAAUCCAUCAGCCACCGCCGCCUGUGUUACCGCCUCAAGGAUUUGUACAGCAUCCCCAGAGUCAGCCUCCUCCUCCGCAAAUUAUUCAGCAACCUCCUACAAUCAUUCAGUCCCACGUUCCCAUGCAGAUCCACUCGCAGCCAAGCAAUGUGGUAAUCUCUCAAAUCCAAACUGCGCCGCAAAUGACCAACGUCAGUAAUCCUCCCCCGGGGACACAGAUCAGGCCCUCAAUGAUACAACUGAAAAACGCUGCUCCACCACAUCUUUCCCAGCCUCCCCCAAAUAUUCAACUGGCUCAACCGCCCGAGGCUCCACAGCAAAUAUUAGUCAACCAAGCACCGCCCUAUCAAGUACAAUACAUUCAGCAAAACCCUGCAAUCCAAACGAGUAGUGGCCCUCACCAACCUGGCCAGGUGACAAUCCAGCACGUCAUACAACCACAACCCCAGCCGAUACAAGGCAUAGUCCAAACAACGAUACCUCCUCCACAGUUUGACCAAUAUCAAAGGCCACCUCAAGGACAGCAGAUUAUUGCCGUGCAAGGGAGUACGGCCUUUAUGGUUCCGCCACCAAACAUAAUCCAUCAGACAGUGGCUCCACCACAACCACAGAACCAGAUCAUUGUUCAGUCCCAACCCAUUAUUACGCAUCCCCCACCAAACUCAAUUCCACAAGAACUUGUACAAACAACGACUAUGCAGCCUACAAUUGCACAAUCGGCCACGCUCGGACCGCCUCCGAUGGCCCAAGUUCCGAUGAUAGUCAAUACCGCUGAGGACAAAAAACCCGGUGAACUACAACUCAAGCAAGACCUUGUAAAACUCGAGGAAGCACCGCCUCCUGGGACCAUCAUCCAACAAAUAACCAAACCAACUGUGAUCCCUGUGUCAUCUAUGCCAGGUAUUCCGCUUAGUCAACCUCCGCCGCCAAUCAUGUCGGUGCCACCGCCAACCGUGCAGCACAUUGUUGGGAAUACGAUUAUUACCUCCCAAGCGAAUCCUCCCAUAAGUCACGCUAUACCGCAGCAAAUCUACAGUCAAAUACCGGUGUCGAUACAAUCGUUCCAACCCGCACCGCAGCAAAUACACAUGAACGGAAGCACACAUUUUGUCGUCAACGCUCCACAUCCUUGGCCCCCGAGUGGACCAACCAAUCCACCCCCGCAACAAAUCCAACAAGUUCCAGUCAGCUCCGUACAGAACAUCCAGUUCACGACACAACCGAUGCGCAAUCCAAACGAGUUUCAAAUCAUCAGUCAACCGACGAUCAUCAGCGCAGCAGAGUACCGGCCUCCGCCACAGCACAUCAUAACAACGAGUUCAUUCAACCCGCAGUUGCAGCCCCCUCCAGGAGUGCAAGUGUUCCAUACCGUCCCGCCACCAACGCAGCAGAUCAUUACUAGCAUACCAAAUCCGCAACCUCAACCGCAAAUAAUAGAGGCUCCCCAUCCGGUUCCACCGCCACACCCGGCAGCAACGCAUCAGAUUAUAACGGCACCGGUGCCUGCGGCACCACCGCCAUUCACCACCACGGUGCAGUACACCGCUGCGCCCCACGAGCCAAAGGUAAGUGGUGCCACAAUUAUUAAAACACUUUGGAUACGAUUUACAAUUUAUGGAUUACAUACAGGGGAUGCUCAAAAUAACUGGGACAGGUAA